This is a messenger RNA of Penicillium canariense, 1095 nucleotides long. Its product is annotated as Gfo/Idh/MocA family protein. The transcript has a single exon. Gene Ontology annotation, molecular function: nucleotide binding. Lineage: Eukaryota; Fungi; Ascomycota; Eurotiomycetes; Eurotiales; Aspergillaceae. The record is from RefSeq and is a predicted model, not a curated record. Bases 1 to 1095 code for a protein of 364 amino acids.
AUGUCUCUUAAAGUUGCUAUUGUCGGCGCUGGGCUCAUCGGCCCCCGCCAUGCGCACUCGGUCAUCUCCAACUCGGCCACCGAGUUGGUUGCUCUCGUCGACCCAGCUCCCACCGGCGAAGCCACAGCCGCCAUGUUAAAUACAAACUUCUAUCCUUCCGUGGCUGCACUCCUGAGCUCAUCGCACCGACCAGAUGCCGCAAUCGUGUGCACCCCAAACCACACGCAUGUCCCACUUGCAAAGGAGCUGCUAGCCGGCGGUAUCCACGUCCUCCUGGAGAAGCCUGUAAGCGACAGCCUAGAAAGCGGCCGCUCCCUCCUCGAGUUCGCGCGAGCCCCAGAACACGCCCACCUCAAGCUCCUAGUCGGUCACCACCGCCGCUUUAACCCUUAUGUGCGAGCCACGAAGGCCGUGCUGGAGGCAGGCUCGCUGGGCCAGCUGAUCGCCGUGAACGGGCUCUGGACCCUGUAUAAGCCAGAUUCAUACUUCGCCGCGCCGACGGACUGGCGCGCGUCCGGGGCCCGCGGCGGCGGCGUCAUCCCUAUCAACCUCGUGCACGACAUCGACCUGAUGCACCACCUCUUCGGCCCGAUCGUCCGCGUGCAGGCUGAAAAGACCCUGCCGCAACGGCUCAGCCCGCCCCACGACGCAGAUGAGGGUGUCGCGUUGACCAUGCGCUUUGCAUCUGGCGUCGUGGGCACCUUCCUGGUCUGCGAUGCGACACCUUCCGCGCACAAUUUCGAGUCCGGCACGGGCGAAAACCCCAUGAUUCCACGUGCGCAGGAGGCAUAUGACUUCUACCGUAUCUUUGGGUCUGAUGCGUCCUUGAGCGUGCCGGAUUUGACCCGCUGGAGUUACGGACAGGCCGAGAAGAGCUGGUCGAAUCCGCUGGUUGCAGAGAAAAUCCCUCUGCCAGAUGAGUCGGUGCCUUUCGAUCUGCAGCUGGCGCACUUUGUGGACGUUAUCCGCGGCGAUGCAAAGCCCAGUUGCUCCGGUGAUGAAGGGCUGCGGGCGUUGAUUGUGUGCAAGGCGGUUCAGACGGCCAUGCACACUGGCCAGCCGGUGGACAUUCCUGUUGAUCCGCUGGCGCAAUGA